Messenger RNA from Dama dama (fallow deer), 363 nucleotides. Its product is annotated as large ribosomal subunit protein eL37. Gene Ontology annotation, cellular component: ribosome; cytosolic large ribosomal subunit. NCBI's taxonomy places the organism in Eukaryota, Metazoa, Chordata, Mammalia, Artiodactyla, Cervidae. Bases 22 to 315 code for a protein of 97 amino acids. The record is from RefSeq and is a predicted model, not a curated record. Gene Ontology annotation, biological process: translation. The transcript has a single exon. Gene Ontology annotation, molecular function: RNA binding; structural constituent of ribosome.
GGUCUCGGCGGCAGAAGCAAGAUGACGAAGGGAACGUCGUCGUUUGGAAAGCGUCGGAAUAAGACGCACACGCUAUGCCGCCGCUGUGGCUCUAAGGCCUACCACCUUCAGAAGUCGACCUGUGGCAAGUGUGGCUACCCUGCCAAGCGAAAGAGAAAGUAUAAUUGGAGUGCUAAAGCUAAAAGACGAAAUACCACCGGGACUGGUAGAAUGAGGCACCUAAAAAUUGUAUACCGCAGAUUCAGGCAUGGAUUCCGUGAAGGAACAACACCUAAACCCAAGCGAGCAGCUGUUGCAGCAUCCAGUUCAUCCUAAGGAUUUCAACAAUCAGUUGCGCAAUAAAUGUUCUGGCUUUAAAAAAAA